Hydra vulgaris (swiftwater hydra) is the source of this 1005-nucleotide messenger RNA. RefSeq lists its product as uncharacterized. The record is from RefSeq and is a predicted model, not a curated record. NCBI's taxonomy places the organism in Eukaryota, Metazoa, Cnidaria, Hydrozoa, Anthoathecata, Hydridae.
ACUUCAUAACGUAGGUAUAUAAUCUCGCAACGCAAAUUAGCAAUAUGUGGAAUAAUAUUCUUUUCUUUUAGUAUCACGGAUAAAUUAUAAUUUUGAAAAUGAAAAUAAUUAUAUUUUUGGUGCUAUCUUCAUUACUUAAAGAUGCAGAAUUGUUUUCGUUUGAUCAAUGUGGUGUGUCUGUCAAUUGUUUAACAUUACCUUCUGAUUGUACAAGUUUUACAUCAUGUAAUGCUGUUGCUCAAUAUUAUUAUAAUAAUGUAACUUUGAGGUUGGAAAUACAACUUUCUUCUAUAAAAAGAUGGGUUGGCUUUGGUCAAGUUUUAAGUACAGCAUCGACUGACAUGACCAAUUUAUAUGGUGCAUAUUGCAUCUUAGGAAAUGAUGGAAAUCCUAAAUUUGGUUUGUUCAAAUCAUUUGGCACUGGUUCUGUGAAUUAUUUAAAUACUUCUAAUGUUGCAUAUGUGACAUUGUUACAGACCAAUGUAAAUGGAUCUUAUUUCACUUGCUCGUACUCUCGUCCUUUAGAUGUAGGGAUGUAUGCUGACAGUUUGCUUCCACUUAAUGAUACAGAGUACAUAGCUGCUUUAGCAUAUGGAAGUAGUUUAACAAGCGAUGGAUUGUUAACAUACCACGAUAACAAAUUCUCUUCUGAUUAUACUAUAGAUUGGACUAUGAAUGGUAUGACAAGUGAUCCAGAUUAUGCUACAUCGACACCAAGUAAACCAGCUUCUGCUGCACCGACACCUUCAUCUGGGUUCGUUAUCAAAGCCUCGAUUACGUUAGCAUUUACAUCUUUAUUGGUUUUUCUGUUCAUCUAAAAAGAAAAUGGCGCAUUAAUGCUGCAAUCUUUGAUGAUUUGUAUAUAUAUAUUUUUUUUAAUAUUGAUUUUCCAACUAUUAAUUUAUACAUUUGUAUUAUUUGUGAUUUGUGAUUUGUGAUUUUUUUGAAAGGAAAUUUUUGCUAAUUGUAGUUUUAUUUGUCUAACAAAAAUAGUUUUUUUCAUUA